Oryza brachyantha (malo sina) is the source of this 3259-nucleotide messenger RNA. RefSeq names its product ADP-ribosylation factor GTPase-activating protein AGD3-like. The coding region runs from base 365 to 2860 and encodes 831 amino acids. NCBI's taxonomy places the organism in Eukaryota, Viridiplantae, Streptophyta, Magnoliopsida, Poales, Poaceae. Gene Ontology annotation, cellular component: cytoplasm. The record is from RefSeq and is a predicted model, not a curated record. Gene Ontology annotation, molecular function: protein binding; GTPase activator activity. The transcript is spliced from 19 exons.
UCUUCUCUUCUCCCCGCGCGAAUCGCCGCCACUUCGCCAAUUCCAGCGAGGACGCCACCGACCCUCUCUCUCUCUCUCUCUCUCUCGCUCUCGCUCUCUCUCGCGCGCGCGGACGCUCCACCAACCCACCCCACGCCCCCUCCUUCGCGAGCUCCGCUGUUCCUGGAGGUGGCGGCCGGGGGAGUAGGAGGAGGAGGAGGAGGUCAGGCGGUGGUCCGCGUCGGCGACUACGAACGACGAGGCGGAGAUAGGGUUGGAGGUGGUUGGCGGCAUUGCAGGUGCUGGGUAGGAGGGCGGAGGUGGAGGCGGUCCUGUGGUGGUGGUGGUGGUGGUGCGUGGUCCGCGGCCGGACGCAGCGGCAGCCAUGCUUUUCGCCAAGCUCGAUGACUCCCCCAUGCUCCGCACGCAGAUACAAUCACUGGAAGAAAGUUCUGAAAUUCUGAGGGAGAGGUGUUUGAAGUUUCAUAAAGGUUGCCACAAGUAUACAGAAGGAUUAGGAGAAGCUUAUGAUGGAGAUAUUGCAUUUGCAAGUUCACUUGAAACAUUCGGUGGAGGUCACAAUGACCCUAUAAGUGUUGCCUUUGGUGGACCUGUUUUGACCAAAUUUACAAUUGCCUUGAGAGAAAUAGGAACAUAUAAGGAAGUCCUCCGCUCACAGGUUGAGCACAUGCUAAAUGAUAGAUUGCUGAAUUUUGUGGACAUUGACUUGCAUGAUGUUAAGGAUGCACGGAAGCGUUUUGACAAGGCUAGCCUGUUGUAUGACCAAGUUCGUGAGAAGUACCUAUCACUGAAGAAAGGCACACGAGCCGACAUAACAACUGCCAUUGAAGAUGAACUUCACAAUGCUAGAUCUUCAUUUGAGCAAGCCCGUUUCAACCUGGUCACUUCACUUUCCCAUAUUGAGGCAAAGAAGAGAUUUGAGUUUUUGGAGGCUGUUAGUUCAACUAUGGAUUCUCAUCUUCGAUAUUUUAAACAAGGAUAUGAACUAUUGCAUCAGAUGGAGCCAUAUAUUAAUCAGGUUCUUGCCUAUGCACAGCAAUCAAGAGAAAGGGCAAACAAGGAGCAAGCUUCUCUUGUAGAGAGGAUGCAUGAAUACAAAAAGCAGAUAGAUCGGGAAAUUCGGUCAUCAAAUGGUUUGGGUGAUGUCCAUAAUGGUGAUGGGAUACAAACGAUUGCUAGAAGUUCACAUAAAAUGAUUGAGGCAGUGAUGCAGACAGCCUCAAAAGGCAAGGUCCAGACCAUUCGUCAAGGUUACCUCUCAAAAAGAUCUUCAAACUUGAGAGCUGAUUGGAAACGAAGAUUUUUUGUCCUUGAUAGUCGAGGAAUGCUGUACUACUAUCGCAAGCAAAUUAAUAGAACACCUGGUGGUUGUUCCAGCCAUCAAAGAAGUGUCGGCAACCCCCCUGAACAUGGUUCUGGGUUGCUGAGCAGAUUAUUCUCAUCUCAUUACCAUGGCAUAAUACAUGAUGAGAAAUCAGUUGCUCGGCAUACCGUUAAUUUGCUGACAUCAACCAUUAAAAUGGAUGCAGAACAAUCAGAUCUUAGGUUCUGCUUCAGAAUAAUUUCACCCACAAAGGUCUAUACACUACAGGCAGAGAGUGCAGUAGAUCAAAUGGAUUGGAUUGAAAAGAUUACUGGUGUCAUUGCAUCUUUGCUUAGCUCACAAUCCCCAGAACAGUGUCUUAUGUUAAGCCCUAAGAGCAGUGGCCAUGAUUGCAGUGGCAGCGAGAGUAGCUCCUUUACUAGUCUGGAACUGGAACCUUCCAUGAAUGAUGAUUUAACACUGGAAAAGAACACUGGAAAUGGGCAACAUGAUGUCAGAGGCACACAUCAUCACAAGACCAACAUGAAACCUGAAAAACCAAUUGACUUGCUUAGGAAAGUUGAUGGCAAUAGCAUCUGUGCUGAUUGUGGUGCUCUGGAACCUGAUUGGGCAUCAUUAAACCUUGGGGCACUUCUGUGCAUAGAGUGCUCUGGGGUACACAGAAAUCUCGGAGUGCAUAUAUCAAAGGUAAGAUCUCUGACGCUUGAUGUCAGAGUCUGGGAACCAUCUGUAAUCACUCUCUUUCAAUCAUUAGGCAACAACUUUGUCAAUAAUAUUUGGGAAGAAAUUUUACCUUCGUCAAGAAAUGGUGAAUCCGAUGACAAAUUGCGUGCUCAUGGAUUAGACAUGGCACGGCACUUCACAGUCAGCAAGCCUAAACACUCAGAUCCUUUCUCUGCCAAAGAGAAGUUUAUCCAUGCCAAGUAUGCUGAUAAGGAAUUCGUACAAAAGCACAGCAUGGAUGAGAUUCAGCUAGGUCAGCAGAUGUGGGAUAAUGUGACUGCAAAUGACAAGAAAGCCAUAUACAGUCUCGUUGUGCGAUUCCAUGCCAAUGUAAAUUUGGUUUAUGGAGAGAUGUCCUGUAGUUCAAGUUCGACUGCUGGAAAAUCAGUUGUGCAGGAGCAAUCUGCCUCACCAUCUGAUGGAAGCCCUGUAUUUUUCGAUUGCCAUUCACAUGAAAAAAGUUCUCCCAGAGAGCCCCUUUCUCCUGCCAGCACAAGUUCACGUGCAGAUGAUGGGGAGGAAAGAUGCGAAGGUUUCUCCUUGCUUCAUCUUGCAUGUCAUGUUGCAGAUGUUGGAAUGGUUGAAUUACUUUUGCAGUACGGAGCUAAUGUAAAUGCGAUUGACUCAAGAGGUCGGACACCCCUUCAUUACUGUAUAUUGAAAGGAAGACAUGUGCAUGCUAAGCUUCUACUCUCCAGGGGGGCUAAUCCACAAGUCGCGGACCAAGAUGGCAGGACAUCACUACAGUGUGCCGUCGACGGUGGAACAAGCGACGAAGAGAUUCUUGUGUUGUUAGACGACCAUACUAGAUAAAAUCUGGUGGGGAAAAGCCCUUGCUUCAGUAGUAUUUCUUCUGUGACGAAGAGAUUCUGAAGCUUCAGUAGCAGGAUGUGCUGCCCUUUCUUCUCCUUCAUACCAUUUCGUCUCGCUGGCUCUUUUAGCGUAAGCUAUCCUUAUUUAUGCUCAUCUCGCAAACCAGUUUGGUUUUGUUUGUAGAUGAUUCAUGCGUAGUAUGUAACUAUGUAAGUUUGUAUAUCGAUCGAGUUGUGUAAUUUUCUUUUCUUUGUAAUAUCAUCUUUGAACCAGAGAUAGGCCCCCUAGCUUCCACUUUCCACGAGAUGGUUGGCUGUACAUAUCGAGAUGUGUCAUUGGGAUUUAUUAUGAAAUGCGAAAUAUCAGCAUUGUUGAUGAAAAGUACUGCUCUUGGAUAGU